This is a messenger RNA of Daldinia decipiens, 1910 nucleotides long. RefSeq lists its product as uncharacterized. The transcript has 2 exons. NCBI's taxonomy places the organism in Eukaryota, Fungi, Ascomycota, Sordariomycetes, Xylariales, Hypoxylaceae. The record is from RefSeq and is a predicted model, not a curated record. The coding region runs from base 1004 to 1252 and encodes 82 amino acids.
ACCGAAACUUGAACCGUACGUUCAAACUAACUAGCUACUAAUUGCACAACUUUGGUGUUACUGAUAACGGCAGACUCAACUUCGGAUGGCCAGCAAGAUCUUUCAGUGGAGACUCUAUGUCGUUUUUGAUGAGCUCUAUUUCUUUUUUGUUACUCUAAUCCUCUCUUACUAGGUUAGUUGACUCUGGAUUCUUCAUCUCAGGAGCUGCUCGCAUGCUGAUAUAGAAAUACUUCAUAUAAAACACACUGGUUAUCCUCUUUGCCAUGAAAUAUGCCGCACGUUGCAGAUUCACCACUCUUCGUUCCUCUAUAUGUCAACGACGGGCUGCUAAGACCUGAGCAAGUUGGCUCUCUUCGUCCCUCGUCCUCGCAUGAACCUCUGGAUGACCUACGUCAGCGGUACAAACACGAUGGUUAUCUUUUUUUGAAGAACCUCCUGCCGCGGGAACACGUACUCAAGGCUAGAGAGGCAUAGUUUACCCUUUUGGCCCCUAGCGGUGUGCUUGCACCUGGAACUCUUCCCGUAGAAGGGGUGUUCGAUAAAGAAAAGGAUAAAUUAGAUUUCCCUGGAAUGUAUGCAAGGCACCUUAUUUGUACUCUCCAUUUCCUGUUUUGUGGUAAUACCUAUCUGGAGGAAUGCUCCUUCACUAACCUCAAAUUUUACGUCGCGUAUUAUGAUAAAAGAUAAUCUCCCGAAGGGGGCUAACAUAGAAUAAGCGGAGCUGGGUCAACUGACGGGAACGGGCGUCCUCGUGGAGGUCUUUUUGUUGAUCCCGCAUUGCAAGCCCACGAGGAACUUUGGUAUAAGGAUGAAUUCUGUAAACAUGAAACACUCCAUUCGUUUAUCAGCAAGUUCACCGGAUGAGGUGAUAAUACUCUCGGUCUCACUGGGUACCUUUUGAGAAACAACACGCCGCAAAACAAAGCAAUAGGUGUACAUUACGACCAGAUUUUCCUCCGACAUGGCGAGGAUACUGGUAUGACUGCUUGGGUACCUAUGGGCGAUGUUGCCUUGCCUAGAAGGAGGCCAUACUCUCGGUCAAGACACCGAGACAUAUUUCUAUGAUCUUGCCGAGAAAACCGGGCUUUCCGAAGAAGAGAAAAGGAAUGCAUUUAAUAAAAAUAUGAUGAAUGGAGGCUUACUUGCAGACGGGCCAAAGGAGUUUUCCGAGGCGCAUCGCCGAAAAUGGCUUACUACGAACUACGAGGCUGGCGACGUUGUUCUUCAUACACCAUACACGGUAAGACAAUAAAGUGAAGGCACAACAAAUAUUCCAGCUGGCCAUCUUGAAAGAUUCAUGCCUCGACAAUAAACAAUGACCUGAAGAAUGUUAUUCGUCUUGGUACGGCCCUGAGAUUUGUCGAUUCUUCCCGGCCAUACGACAAGGUUUGUAUGGGGAUCUUUCGAAACAGAGUAUCUUGCUAGUAUGCUUGAUAGCGUUGGCUAAAUGUAUACGCGUUCGGAAAUGGUGUAUAGCAGGUUUAAUAGGCGGUCAGGCGGCCAGCACACCGGUAUAACUUGGAAGCAGGAUCCAUGCCAACAAAUAAAACUGAGCUGUAUUGGCUAUUCUUUACGAAGAACAAGGUAGAUCGUUACUUAGUUAAACGCUGUUCUUAGCUAAUAGCCAGUUAAACCUCGUGGCUGAAACAUAUUGCAUUCAUUGGAGGAACUCAUAGAGUAAGGCUUGAACUAUCUACUUAGGGUAAUUGGCUAGGAUGUACGACGUACGGAGCUGAAGCUUUAAUACUUGAAUAACUGGUGCUUAGAUGUUGCUUUUACCACAACAGUUCGCAUGCAAGUGGUUAGUAGGAGUUAAUAGCCGUAUAUGAUUAGGAUAUCUUAAAGUGGUAACUAUGUACUUCUCUAACACUGGGGGGAAUUCGUAUCGGCCUGAGGCGCCCAACGUGCGG